GAUAGCAAAUAGAUUUUAUUGAAAAUAGUUAGUUAGUUAGUCAAUUAUCUCGCGUCAGUCGGGCAAGUUGUAAAUAAUUACAAUGAAAUUGUUGUUAUUUUUCGUUUGUUGUCUUUGGACAACGGCAAAUUGCGCAAAUAUUCUCGCCGUUUUUCCCACACAAGCGAGAUCUCAUUACAUCGUUAGUCAAAGACUCCUAUUUGAACUUGCCAAAUCAGGACAUCAAGUAACAGUCAUCACUCUUGUGCAAACGAAAAACCUUCCCGAAGGUUACAACGAAAUUUAUCUCGACUUUGGCGACGAAAUGGAUGAAAUUGCGAAAGGAUUGUUCAACAAAACAGACGAAAAUCAACUGGCAAGCGGAUCAAUAACGGGUUUCUUUCUGAAAAUGGUAGAUACGUCACGCAGAAUUUUGUUACACGAAAAAGUCCAAAGUCUCAUGAAAUCAAAUGCGAAAUUCGAUUUGUUCGUUUUUGAGAUUUUCAUGGAUGAAGCAUUGCUUGGUUUAGCACAUCACUUCAAAAUUCCCGCAGUUGGCAUAUCAACAAUUGGCGUUUCACGUUGGGUUGAAGAAUUUACAGCAACACCGAUGCCCUAUUCGUACAUUCCUCAUGCCCUCUUGAACUUUCAAGAACAAAUGACGUUCUCCGAAAGAUUUAUCAACACAAUUGCGAGUCUUUUCGAAGAAGGGCUUUUACGAUUUUUGCUUUAUCCCAAAAUGGAAGAAAUUUAUAAUGAAGUAUUUCCUGAUCCAAAGCCGGAUUUUUAUACGUUGCGAAAAACAGCGAUCUCUUUGACUCUGUUGAACAGUCACAUUAGUUUGGGAGGCACGAAACCGAUGAUGUCGAACAUGAUUGAAGUCGGAGGGAUGCAUGUUGAGCUGAAAACGAAACCUUUACCGAAGGAUAUGCAAGAUUUUAUCGAUUCAGCAGAACAUGGAGUCAUUUAUUUCUGUCUCGGAUCGAAUGUUCGCCCGAAAUAUAUGCAUGCGGAGAAGAAACAAGCAAUUUUAAGAGCUUUUAGUAAGAUGAAGGAGAAGGUUAUUUGGAAAUUUGACGACGAUACUUUGGAAUAUGACAAAAAUAAGAUUUACAUUGCGAAAUGGAUGCCUCAAAAUGAUAUUUUGGCAAAUCCAAAAGUAAAAGUAUUUAUAACGCACGGAGGACUUUUGGGAACAACAGAAGCGAUUGUUCAUGGCGUGCCAUUAGUCGGAAUUCCAAUAAUGGCGGAUCAAAAUAUGAACAUGGCAAAAGCUGAACUUGCUGGAUAUGGAAUUAAACUUCAGUACACGAAUUUGACGGAAGUUUCGUUAAAAUGGGCUCUCGAUGAAGUAAUUAACAACCCAAAAUAUCGAAAUACUGUCAAAGAAAUGUCAGCGAGAUUUAGAGAUCGCCCUCAAGAUCCUCUUGAAACAGCGAAAUAUUGGAUAGAAUAUGUGAUUAGACACAAAGGUGCUCAUUAUUUAAAGUCUCCUGCAUUGAAGCUAAACACUGUUGAACGCUACAACAUGGAUGUUUAUGCGAUAUUUUUAAUUUUGGGACAAUUGGUGCUUUUUAUCUCGUACAAAAUCUUAUCUUUUGCUUAUUAUUUAAUCUUUGGAGGCAAGAAAAACAACUCAAAGUCAAAGAAGGAAUAAAAUUUUGAUAAAAAA
Culicoides brevitarsis is the source of this 1651-nucleotide messenger RNA. RefSeq names its product UDP-glycosyltransferase UGT5-like. The transcript has 2 exons. Gene Ontology annotation, molecular function: UDP-glycosyltransferase activity. The coding region runs from base 83 to 1636 and encodes 517 amino acids. The record is from RefSeq and is a predicted model, not a curated record. Lineage: Eukaryota; Metazoa; Arthropoda; Insecta; Diptera; Ceratopogonidae.